Messenger RNA from Medioppia subpectinata, 1011 nucleotides. The record is from the annotation of a GenBank genome assembly. Lineage: Eukaryota; Metazoa; Arthropoda; Arachnida; Sarcoptiformes; Oppiidae.
AUGGUUCUGAAGUGGGUGCAAAUAGGGAUUGAUAUCUGGACCGUAAUCGUGGGUCUAUUGAUCACAUUCUCGACCGCAUUGAUAGUGGUGUUCGAGAGGAAUAGCAUGACUCCAGGUGUGGCCGGUUUUAUACUCGUCUAUUCGGUUGAUGUCAUUAACAGUAUUUCAUGGGCUCUGCGGAUGGCAUCAGAUCUCGAGACUAAUAUGGUAUCCGUGGAAAGGGUUAGGGAGUACUCGGAGUUGGAGACAGAGAGGAGUUGGCAUUCAGUCGAUGAAUACAAACCAUCCGCCGAUUGGCCGACCAAUGGUUCCGUUGAUUUUAUCAAUUAUAGCGCUUCUUAUAGACCAGGACUCGAACCUGUGGUCAAAGGUUUGAAUUUAAGGAUAGAGUCGGGAGAGAAGGUGGGAAUAGUUGGCCGAACCGGUGCCGGAAAGUCGUCAAUGACUUUGGCUUUGUUUCGUAUAAUUGAGCCAACAUUUGGUCAGAUAAUCAUUGAUGGCGUGGAUGUGACUCGUAUUGGUUUACAUGACUUGCGAUCGAAGUUAACAAUUAUACCACAAGAACCCAAUCUAUUCGCCGGAACCCUAAGACUCAAUUUGGAUCCGUUUGAAGAAUAUUCUGACCAACAGUUGUGGACAGCACUGGAAAGGGCGCACUUGAAGGACUUCAUAUGCGGCACAUCUGAAGGGCUGUCGCAUGAGAUCAGUGAAAGCGGUGACAAUUUGAGUGCAGGUCAGAGACAAUUGGUGUGUUUGGCGAGAGCUCUGUUGAGGGACACGAAGAUCCUGGUGCUCGACGAGGCGACCGCUGCCUGCGAUCUGCAAACCGAUUCAUUAAUUCAGACAACAAUUGCUGAACAGUUCAGUGACUGCACUGUUCUGACAAUCGCUCACCGAUUGAAUACAGUCUUGGAUUACAAUAAGAUUAUUGUUUUAGACAACGGAAUGAUUGUCGAAAUGGAUUCGCCGAAAAAAUUACUCAAAAAACUGAUUCUCUUUUCUAUAGUUUAG